Messenger RNA from Suncus etruscus (white-toothed pygmy shrew), 1213 nucleotides. It is a transcript of the gene SPATA17, whose product is annotated as spermatogenesis associated 17. The record is from RefSeq and is a predicted model, not a curated record. Gene Ontology annotation, molecular function: protein binding. The transcript is spliced from 10 exons. Lineage: Eukaryota; Metazoa; Chordata; Mammalia; Eulipotyphla; Soricidae. Bases 134 to 1213 code for a protein of 359 amino acids. Gene Ontology annotation, cellular component: spindle pole. Gene Ontology annotation, biological process: mitotic cell cycle; spindle organization; establishment of meiotic spindle localization.
UGGAGCUUCCGCAGAAUUGAGUCGCCUGUGCCCUCCUCCUCUUCUCCAGGUCCACGCGCUCUUGGAGCGUGCGUCCCCGUUGCCAUGGAGACCGGGGGAUGCUCAAGCGCCCGCUAAAGCGUCCUCUCGGUCCAUGGCCACGCUGGCCCGGCUGCAGGCGCGGGCCCGGAGCCUGGGCCGCCAGUACUAUUACAGGAGCAGUGUUGUGGAUGCAUAUAGAAAAAAAGAAAAUGAUGCGGCAGUUAAAAUUCAAAGUUGGUUCAGAGGAUGUAGAGUCCGAGCAUAUAUCAGGUAUUUACACAAAAUGGCAACAACUAUUCAAAAAUGGUGGAGAGGUUACUUGGGCAGACGAGUGUAUCAAAUGAAAGUAAAGGAAGCGUGUUUUAAUAUGAAGAUGGAUCUCUACAAUGCAAUGGCUGUCAGGAUUCAGAGACGAUGGCGAGGCUACAGGAUCCGGAAGUACUGCUUUAAUUAUUAUUAUUUGAAGGAGUACCUGAGAGCUGUUUCAGAGACCAAUGAAGCAAUAAGAGAGGCACUUGCAGAGUUUGCAGAGAUGAAGGCCAGAGAAGAGAAGAAGGCCAGGCUCGAACAAGAAGAGAAGAAACAAGCGUACCUGGCCCGCAAGAUGCAUUACCUGCUCAGCACCAACCAGAUCCCAGGGAUAUAUAAUUCCCCCUUCAGAAGCAAGCCAGACCCUUGGGAGCUACGCUUGCAGAAAGCCAAGCCCCUCUCACACCCGCCAAGACCUCCGGAGCCCAAGGGGUUAAAUGACUGGCUGGCUUGCACAAGCACCCGCUCUUUCCCACGCUCACCCAUCCUGCCACCCAUCAACAGGAAAAAGUGCCAGGGGCCCUUCCGUGAUAUUUCUGAAGUCCUACAGCAACGGUACAAGCCCUUAGAGCCCAGCGUGCAGGGGACCGGGCCCCUCUGGGACAUGAAGGAGGCCCGAAAGGAGCUCCGAACACUGGAGAACAGCCUCAACGUUCAAGACCAGGCGUUUUUGCCAUUUACUAACUAUCAUAAAAACAAGACGUACCUCCCAAUGAUUCACACUUCAAGCAACUAUGGUCCUAACUUAUAUGGGUAUCAGACAUUCAGAGAUAAAAAUCCUGACAAAUGGAUCUGUAACAAGGAUUUCCAAACCGUGCUCCAAUCAUUUGAGCUCUUCUCCAACAUUGGCAAACUGUAUUCAAGGGCUGGAUCCAUUAUAUAA